Molecule: messenger RNA, 1431 nt
Organism: Daktulosphaira vitifoliae (grape phylloxera)
Lineage: Eukaryota; Metazoa; Arthropoda; Insecta; Hemiptera; Phylloxeridae
Product: probable GDP-L-fucose synthase
Exons: 6
Coding region: 181-1143 (320 amino acids)
Biological process (GO): nucleotide-sugar biosynthetic process
Molecular function (GO): GDP-L-fucose synthase activity
Source: RefSeq, a predicted model, not a curated record
CAAAAUAAACCCCUUUUUUUAAAUUUUAGAUUUGUGUAGUAUUUACGUAGAUUAUAAAAAUGAUAUCUAUAUCACAAUUGAAAUUGAAACAUUGUGAUCUUAAAAGUAUAUAAAUUUCAUUCAAAAAUUUUUCAUUUUUAAUUCAUUUUUUUUUAAAAUUAUUUUGCACAACAUAAAGUUAUGAAUAAAAUAAUUUUAGUGACUGGGGGUUCUGGUUUAGUUGGGAGUGCCAUCAAAGAUGUUGUAGAACAUGAAGGUAAUGCAUUACCUGAUGAAAAAUGGAUAUUUACAAAUUCAAAAGAGGCCGAUCUUAGCAAUCUACAAGACACUAGAACCUUGUUUGAAAAAUAUAAACCAACACAUGUAAUUCAUCUAGCUGCAAUGGUUGGAGGUUUAUUUCAUAAUAUGAACAACAAUUUAGACUUUUUGCGUAAAAAUAUUCACAUUAAUGACAAUGUACUUGAGACUAGUUAUCAAUUCAAUGUAACUAAAGUAGUAUCUUGUCUUUCUACCUGCAUAUUUCCUGAUAAAACUUCUUACCCAAUUGAUGAAUCUAUGAUUCAUAAUGGACCGCCUCAUUCUUCUAACUUUGGUUAUAGCUAUGCAAAGCGUCUAUUAGAUAUUUCUAAUAGAGCCUAUCAUCAGAAAUAUGAAGUUGUUUUUACAUCAGUUGUUCCAUGUAAUGUUUAUGGACCGAAUGAUAAUUUUGACUUACAAAAUGCUCAUGUUGUUCCUGCUUUAAUUCAUCGUUUAUAUCAAGCUGUAAAUAAUGGUGAUAAAAAAUUUGUAGUACUAGGUUCAGGUAAACCUUUGCGUCAAUUUAUUUAUUCACUAGAUCUUGCAAAACUAUUUAUUUGGGUCCUGAGAAACUAUAAUGAUGUGGAACCAUUAAUAUUAUCAGUGGAUGAAAAGGAUGAAAUAUCUAUACGUCAACUAGCAGAAUUAAUAUCUAAAAAUUUCAAUUUUCAAGGUACUUUAGUAUAUGAUACCAGUGCAGCUGAUGGACAAAUUAAAAAAACUGCUAGUAAUAAAAAACUUAGACAACUUUUACCAGAUUUUGAAUUUACUAAUAUGGAAUCAGCAAUAGCUCAUACAGUUAAAUGGUUUCAAAAUAACCAUAAACAUGCAAGGCUUGUCAAUUAAUGAAUGUUUCUUAUAAAUUAUAUGAAUUAAAUUUUUAAUUAUUAAAAAAAAAAUGUAUAUGAAAAUUCUAUGCCAUAAAAGUAUUUUUUAACUACCAUUUUUUAUAUUAUAAAAGAAACUUAGUUGCAAUUACCUGUAAUAUUUAAAAUUGAUUGUUUGAUAAGAGCAUUAAAUUAUAUUUAUAAUGGAUUAGUGCACUAAUAUGUUAAUAAAUAUAUCGUUACUCAAACCAUAUAAAAUAUUAAAAGAAAUAAUCUAAUUUCCUUCUACCUAGAAUAUACUUUCGUA